Hyaloscypha bicolor E is the source of this 492-nucleotide messenger RNA. RefSeq lists its product as uncharacterized. Lineage: Eukaryota; Fungi; Ascomycota; Leotiomycetes; Helotiales; Hyaloscyphaceae. The transcript has a single exon. The coding region runs from base 1 to 492 and encodes 163 amino acids. The record is from RefSeq and is a predicted model, not a curated record.
AUGGCCCCGAAAGCCUACAGUAAGACCGGCCUGACAGUCUUCCUGUCCGGCUCAAUCGACACCCCACCCACAACAUGGCAAAAGACAAUGACAGCUUCGCUCUCCCAUCUGGACGUCACACUCCUCAAUCCUCAUCGCCCAGACUGGGAUUCAACAUGGAAAGAAGACCCGUCGUUCAAGCCGUGGGCUGAGCAGGUGAAGUGGGAGCUGGAUGGGAUGGAGGCUGCUGAUAUUAUGGCCGUGUAUUUUGGACCGAGGACGCCUGCGCCGAUCACGUUGAUGGAAUUAGGGUUGUGGGCUAGGAGUGGGAAGUGUGUCGUUGGUUGUUCGGAACAUUAUCCAAAGAAGGGGAAUGUGUGGGUUGUUUGUGAAAGGUAUGGGAUUGAGUGCGUUGGGGGUGUGGGAGAGUUGAUUGAAGGCGUGAAAAGGAAGCUUGCUGGGUUGCCGUCGAAGGCUGAGCGAAGCGAGUGUGGAUUGUUCCAGGGAGUUUAG